AUGACCUCUUCUGAUUGGAAUCCAACUUGGCUUCCAUCAGACUUGAUUGAGUGGUGGGGUCAGGCAUCCGUCGUGGUUGGAAACUGGCUUUAUAUCGAUGGCGGCGAGAUAUGGGGAAAAUCUUUCCCCCAAGAUAAUUCACCCCUAUUAUGCAGCUUUUCAAUUAACUUGUCCUCGUCAUGGAACACGAGUGAUUAUGCCGCUCUAAUAUUUGCCCAUCCCAACAUUAGUCGAGUCGGACCAGAAGCAGCGGACAUGAUGACAAGAAAACCAACUAUGUGGUAUGAUCCAGUCGAAAAAUCAAUAUUCAGAUUUGGCGGUUGGUCAUAUUACAGUCCUCCGGUGGCAGUAUACUCAUCUCCUGUCAGUGAUGAAGGGAAUGUCAAUUGGACAGUAAAAUACACGGGUGGCAUCCAUCAAAGCUCUAGUGUAGCUUCGUUUUCAGGAUUCACCUCGGCGUCGUACGCGCUUUGGGUGGCUACUCCGACUUCAUAUUACAGUCUAGGUGGUAACAUGGUUGGAUCGACCGAUCCUGGACUUGUAGGUCUGGGAAACAAUUCAGUACCAAUGACUGGAAUGGUGGAGUAUAAUUUCGAAAAGGGACUAUGGACCAAUUCAAGUAGUACCGACUACGGCGGAACAGUAUUUGGCGGACAUUCAGGGUUUGGAUCGGGAGGAGAAGGCUUAUAUGUGCCCAUUUUUGGGCAAGAGGGCAUUCUUGUCUUUUUAGGUGGAGAUGCGCCUUUCACUCAAGCAAUUUUAUCAAAAGGUAGUAACCCGGUUCCAAUGAAUCAGAUUACCAUUUACGAUAUUCAGUCUCGAAAAUUCUAUCUGCAGAGCGCAGGAGGUGAUAGCAUUCCCUUUCCAAGGGCGAACUUUUGCGCCGUUGGAGCGGGUUCUUCUGAUAAUUCUACCUGGGAGAUAUUUAUAUAUGGAGGAUUUCAUUUGGGAGAUAUCAAUAGUUAUGGUCUUGAUAAAGUGUAUAUCCUGACACUUCCUGCAUUCCGAUGGUUUGAAGCUCCCGCAAUAGGUGGCACAGUACGAAGCAGUCAUCGUUGUCAAAUCAUCGGCAAGCGACAAAUGUUAAGUAUAGGAGGUCAUGGUAAUGAUUAUGAUGAUCAAGACCCAUGGAAAAGUGGAAUGGGAAUAUUUGACAUGUCAGAGUUGACUUGGGGGUUUAAUUACGAUGCCAAUGCUGCCGCCUAUGCUCGUCCAGCUCUUGUCACAAACUACUAUAAUACAUCCAGUCAAUUCCCAACUUUCGAUAAUGCGAGUCUGGAAGCAGUUAUCAAAUUCACGCAAAACGACUCAUCUGUAACUCUCAAUAAUUCAACUUCAGGUCCUUCCUCAGCGAACACUUCUACAUCCACCUCGGGAGGAACCUCAAACGCGCCUGCUUCAUCACAAAAGUCGAAAGUGGGUGCUAUAGCAGGAGGCAUAGCAGGCGGCGUCGCAGCUGCAAUUUUAGCUAUUCUUGGAUACUUAUUUUGGCGGCGGCGACAAAAAAGGCAAGAAAUUAAUAUCGCUAAGUUAACAAGCGAUUCUACUUCAGUCCUUCCUGCAAACACAACGGGUAUGCAUGAAAUGGAGGAGCAGCGUCGGAUCACAGAAUUGAAUGCUGGGCUUCGACCGGAAAUGGAUGAACAGAGGGGUAUAUCGGAGUUGAACGGUGGUGUAAUGUUGGAAAUGGAUGGGAGCAGUAUUGUUAAUGAAAGAGUCGGGAAGAUUUUGAGAUGA
Messenger RNA from Sclerotinia sclerotiorum 1980 UF-70, 1737 nucleotides. RefSeq lists its product as hypothetical. The coding region runs from base 1 to 1737 and encodes 578 amino acids. Gene Ontology annotation, molecular function: protein binding. The transcript has 4 exons. The record is from RefSeq and is a predicted model, not a curated record. NCBI's taxonomy places the organism in Eukaryota, Fungi, Ascomycota, Leotiomycetes, Helotiales, Sclerotiniaceae.